Hypoxylon trugodes is the source of this 2364-nucleotide messenger RNA. RefSeq lists its product as uncharacterized. The transcript has a single exon. NCBI's taxonomy places the organism in Eukaryota, Fungi, Ascomycota, Sordariomycetes, Xylariales, Hypoxylaceae. The coding region runs from base 294 to 2240 and encodes 648 amino acids. Gene Ontology annotation, cellular component: nucleus. Gene Ontology annotation, biological process: DNA-templated transcription; positive regulation of transcription from RNA polymerase II promoter by galactose. Gene Ontology annotation, molecular function: RNA polymerase II cis-regulatory region sequence-specific DNA binding; zinc ion binding; DNA-binding transcription factor activity, RNA polymerase II-specific. The record is from RefSeq and is a predicted model, not a curated record.
GCCAAGCCCGAUGGGUACACCCUAAAGGCUUCAAGUGUAUUAAUAAGAUGAUCAAGAAAGUACAUCCCAUCAACACAUAUUUCUAAUCGACGACAUCUUCUCUUUUUACCCAACCGAUUAUCAAAGCAUAAACGAAUCGGAAUCAUAUAUCUUAUACUCCCAUGUUUAAAAUUCUCGAAACAAGUCGAUUUGUUCACAAUACCCAAUGAAGUGCAAGCCACCUACGUCUUGUACGCGGGACAAUAUUCAACCGCAUUAUUGAAGGUCUAGGAAAUUCUUUUUGUCAUCUCAUCAUGUUCUACACUUUCGCAUCAUCAUCCACUCCCGGCGAUUACUCAUCGCAGCGCAAACCUAAGAGAUCGAAAGUGCCCCGGGCCUGUAACUACUGCCGCCGGCAUCGGGUACGAUGUGACGCUGAAUCACCGUGCUCGCGAUGCGUAGCUAACAAGAUAGAAUGUGUGGUAUCACCCCCAAGCCACCGGCCGCUAGAAAGCCCUCAAGUGUCACAGAGUAAUUCCUCGCCCGCCCAAGAGGAAACCAUUGUCCCCUGCGCUCCAGUCUCUUCGCCAAUUCCCCCUCCAUCUAAGCCUGAUAAUCUGGACUCCACUGUUGGGUUUAUGUCCAAAAUUAAUGCUAUUUGCUCUGCUAUCUCUCAACUAUCAUCCGACACCAUAGAUGACUCACCACCGCCUUACCCAUCACCUGAUGGACAAUUAUUACUGAACGCGAGCAGAGGUUCUACGACCGUACUGUCAAAGUCACAGGUCGAGCAAUUGCUAGGAAUUUAUUGGAUGCGAUGUCAUUCUCUUGCUCCGAUCCUCGAUCGUGCUCAGGUGGAUGCACUCUUUCAAACAUUAUGGACUUCUGACGGAUCCGAGAUGCAGAGUUCGCCAUUAAUUGACGGCGUAAUCGCAGUGUGCUUGAAUUUCCUCGAUAACUCGGGAUUGAACCAACGGCUACUAGGCCUAAGGCGGGAGCAAGAGGAUCCUUCUCUCGCCUACUUCAGACGAUGUGUAGCUGCUACGAAUCAAUAUACCGCAUUUGCGGAGCCGACGUUAAAUUGUCUGCAGUGUUACAUACUCAUGACCAUGUACCUGCUCAACGCCGGCGAACACCAACCCGCAUAUAAUAUGAUUGGCUUAGCUCUGCGUAUUGCCCAAGCCCUCAAUCUCCAUCAUGGCGUACACGAUUCAGACACCGAUGUCAAUCUAGCCCACCGCAUUUGGUGGACCAUAGUUCACCUUAAUUAUCGAUGCGCGCGACUAUUGGGUCGUCCUAUUGGGGUACAGCUCGCUGAGACAAGUUGCCCACUCCCUUCUACUGUUGGAUUCGCUUACCAUACUCGGGCGAUUUCUCUCACCAAAGCUUCACUAUCCAUUGCGGAAGCCCUUUCUCGACACCCAACUCAGCCAAACGAGGACCGCGCCACACAGGUUAAAUCGCGCGCAUCUGCCCUUUCUGCGGAAGUUCACUGGCUACAAGAGUGGCGGGAUGAGCAAUUAUGCCCAGCUAUUAAGCGCCCGCUUCAUGUAGACGAUAGAGGGCCACAUGAAUGGAUUCUUCUCGCCGGUAACGCGAGUCCAUCACAUGUACUACACGAUGUCUUAUUAGAGCUGCACUAUUAUGACGAGAUUAUUGGAUUGCAUCGACCAUUUAUAGCCUUCCCAAACGGGCUACUAUACCCACAGACCAUCCCCCAAGCGAACGCCCACGCGACAACCGCUCUAAAGCACGCUCUAGCCUCGGUUGACUUAUCACAUCGCAUUAUGUCUACUACAGACGUCCUCUACGGGUGCAGCGAAGUCUAUCAAUGGGUGUGGAAUUCUCUCCUCACAUUGAUUGGUUUUGUCAUAGCACACCCGUUUUGCACGUACGCUCCGACCGCCCGCUACCAUACUCAGCUAGCCCUCGAAAUAUUCACCGCAGCAGAUGCGCGGAAUAUGGUAGCGGUCCGCGCCGCAGCGGUAACGCGUAGCCUCUGCGCCAAAGUAGACAGUCUAGUCCAGAUGCUAAAGCCCGAUGGAAACCGAGUAGCACCUCCAAAUGUAGAGAAAGCCACUGACGUACCCGAAACUCCAAAUACUCCUAUCGAUUUCUCGCAGUCCAAUAGCGAUGCGCUGUGGUCUUGGAUAGAAUCUACUGACCCUGAUAUGUGGACCGCCUACAGUGACGGAAUUACUGGUGUUUUAGCGGAUUUCCCCAAUCUUCCAUUUGACAACGAUGGUUUCCCUCUCCCAUAGAAUCAACUACAAUUGGCUGUUCUAUUUGGGUCUCAUAAAGCGAUAUCUUAGCUUAGAAGUCAUGAUAUACAGAUAGAAUUCAAAGGCCCUAAGUCAAUAUAUAUUGUAACCAUUGGCUUUCCAC